UAUGUCACUUCUGUUGACAACUUGAGACCGUGUAGGAAAAGAGUGCUCGUAUCGGGCCGCAUACGAUGACGGUCCGGUGAUAGUUGCCUUUCUGGGCUACAGAACACAAGAAUAAUGGAUCUAAAAAGGGCGAAGGCUGUAAUGCUAGUGAUAUUUGUUUUAUUAGGUCUUAGCUCGGCGUUGGUGGUGAAUGACAGCUGUAAACAAAUGUCAACCUGCCGAUGCCAGUUCGACGGUGGACUGGAGAUUAAUUUGAUGAAGGUGGCUGCCGAUCCCCUUGAUGCACCGAGGUUUAAGGAACUGACUGCUAGUAAUAAAUCGGACAGAAGUUUUUAUUCAUAUAAUCCUUGCUACAGUUAUGUUUUCCCACCUGAAGGUCAAGAAAUGUCAUGUAGCAAAGAUGUGGCUGUGUGUCAAUCCAGUACUUCAGGUUUUAUCAAUAUUGGGAAACAGAGUUUUGCAAAGUUUCAUUUUGAUAAUUCAACAGACCAGUGGAUACUUUCAUAUUACAAUGACAUUGGAGAUAGGUUGUCAAAUGUUAUUUUACAGUGUACUGAUAAUGACAUUGACAUUCUUGAGGUAUUUGGUGAAACAACAGGCCAACAUAGGAGUGUAUUUAACAUGACCCUGAAAUCCAAGUGUGCAUGCAUAGGGGGCUGUCUGACUCCUAUCCUGCCCCACGGCAUGUCUGUUGGGUCGCUGUUCCUGCUAUUGCUCCUCAUCUUCAUUUGCGUGUACCUGACAGUGGGAUACCUGUACCGCCGCUAUGUUAUAGGUGCACGGGGCAUCGAGUUGCUCCCGCACCUUAACUUUUGGAUGGACUUUCCAUAUCUUGUUCAGGAUGGAUUCUUUUUCCUGCUGUAUUGUGGAAGGAGAGAUGUUACUUAUGAAAGAAUAUGAAGUGAAGCUUUAUAUUUCUGGAGUAGCUUUUAUACAUUAAUUUCUUUAUUUUUCUUGCCUCUAUAUUAACUAGAAGCAACAGCUUAGUGAAAUGUAAAUAGAAAUUCCAAGUUGUUUCAUAUACAGCCUGUUACUUAUACUAGCAAUAACAAGGUUUAUAUUACUCAACUACCUCUGCAUUCCCACAUUUAGCAGUUUAGUCAUGUUCUGCUAUGAUGGCAAUCCUGCUAUCAGUGCUGUUGGCAACCCUGUUCUCCCAUGCAAUGCACUAGUCAUUCAUUCUUAGACAUUGUAAAGCAGUGCUCUUAUAUUUUGCCCAGCUGUUUCCCUUUAUUUGGCUCCAUCAGAGCAGGAAGGACCUUCCCUGCCACCUGUUGUGGAAUAUGGACAACACACAAAGGCUUCCUGCAUCUCAUCUUGGAAUACAGAGCAAUUCGUCUAGGCCUUCUCCACUUCCAUCAGGACUUAUGCACCUAAAGUGUGGGAAUCUGCUAGUAUAAGAAACAGGUUAACAGGUUAUAAGUGAAACAAAAAUUAAAAUACAAAAAAUGAUAGAUUAUUCAUAUUUUUUUUAUUUAUUAUCAGAUUGGAGGUAUCAUCUGUCAUUCAAGGUUAUGAUGGAUUUCAUGUCAACACACUUGGUUAGAAGUCAAGAAAAAGGAUUGAGAUUCCAUUCCAUGAUGAAUCAGAGUUUUGUAAAUGAAGAUUUGAUAAGGGAUCAACAGUGUUUAUGUAAUCAAUAUUUUGCUUUUAUAUGUGGAUUUUUGUUUCUCUUUCUUUCUUUUCUGACCAUCGUUGCACUUUUUAUAAUGAUAUUGAUAGGAAGGGAUAAUCUUUGUUGAGUCAGUGCUAAUGGCCUUAGAUGUUGGCAGAGAGAAAAAAAAUGGACCAAGUAAGCACUCUCUCUUAGAAUUAAAAAAUGGAUCAAGUAAGCAAUCUCUCUUAGACUUAAAAGUGGUGCUUGGCUCUUAAUUUUCCAAGACACAAGUACUUAAGUUUGUAUACAGUCACCUAAAUUGUUUGGUGGUCUGUGUAAUAAAGCCUGAUCAACUUAAAUUUUAGAGGCUUUUAGAGAUGCAUUGUAAAUCUGCUUUGGAGAAGGAUUUUCAUUAUUGUGAAAAUUACAAAAUAUGUGAUGGAACUCAUUUUUAGGUAGUAAGAUGUUCUUUGUAAAGCAAAUAUAGAUACACUUGUUUUGUAGAUGUAAUUCGCCCAAAAUGACAAGUAAGGUCUGUAAAUAAGCCUAGUACUCAACUGUAUCUUAUUGAAAAGUUCCAGUUCCACUCUUUUCAGAUUUCUGGAUCUACAUCAACUUUGGCUUUGAUUUGAUUGUUACAAUUAGUGUAGAACAGUAAGAAAUAUUAGUAAAUUGACCAAAGCAAUUCCCGCAUUUUAUGUAUAUUAUGAUGGAGUUAGGAAAAAACAUGAAUCACACACCAGAAUGAUAUUGUUAAUUAUAUUAUGUACUUAAUGUACAAAACAGUGAUGGGGUUGUCUGAUGUGAUAAAUAAUCCUGUUAUUGGGUUAUAGAUGCCUUAUUUAGGAUUAAUUUCCCUCAAAUGGUUUAGGCAGAGGAGUUGGGAAGACAUAUUUUUUAUAAAAUAUCCAUGACAAAAAUGUCACUUUUAUACAAAUUAAAUAUUUUUUCUGUUUUAUGAAUGACUAUUUUCAUGUUAUUUUUACAUCAGAGUUAUUAUGCUUAUGUAAGGGAUUGUAGCUGUUAAUACAGCUAUAUUGUCUUAGAUUAGUAAAUAUAUUUCAUAUGAAGUGAUGGUAAGCAGAGUAAUAUUUCAUGAAUAAAUUAUUUCUGUAUUAUUGAACAGACUAACAUAAUUAUAUAAUAAUGUGGAUUUAAUUUGUAUUUUUGUAUCAGUAAGGUUGUGAUAUAUUUGUAUUGCUCUUAUAUCAUGCUUUAUAUUUUUCUCUGUAUCAAAAGUGUUGUGAUCUUACUGUAUGUAUGAAAUUUGAGGCAACAAAAAGUUUGUGGAACUUAUACAACACAAUUAACUCGGAUUACUGGAACUAAAUAAAAAAUAAAUAAUAUCUGAAAAUGUGAGAUUCAAAGUGGCAAUGUUUUUAAAGGGUUAGGUAUAAGAGUGCUGGAAUGAAAUGAUUGUAAAAGUUGCUGUGCUUUUAUGUUGUUUUUAAACUUCUUCAUAUAAGAGAGUUUGAAUGUUGUCUCAACAGAUGAAAUAGAUAGCAUUUUUGUGAAAACUUAUUUUCUGAACAAUUUUUAUAGCUUUAUGUGUGUGAUAUGCUAUUAAAUCUUAGGAUUCUAGGUAAUUAGUCCUUAGUUCAUAGCCAGAUAUAAAAACAGUAAAUUAUAUGGCAAGUGCCUUACUUUCCUCAUCAGUAAUUUCUUUUGUCAAAAAAUUUUGUAUUGCAUUUUUGCAGACCAUUAUGUUCCUUCUCUUGUUUUACGUUCCUUCUCAUUUUCAAAUCUCUGAAGUAUGUUGUGUGCAUAGUCCAAUGACUAAGAAUUUUUUUUGUAUCAUAAAUUAUCCCACAGGAAGUUGUACAUUAACUAUGAAAGUUCUCUCUUUUUUUGUUUUUUUUUUGUUUUUCCUUAGGCCAUAAGGUUUUGAUCAAUGUCAAAGAAAUCACAUAUUUUCAAUCAUUUCUAAUCAUGAGUUAAAUGGUAACAUGGUGAAAACCCAAAAGUAAGGUAAGAUUGGAGAGUUCUGUCGAGUGAAAUUGAAAAUGAUGAUGUUUCCAUUUUGAAUGGCUUCAGAAUAUUUCUUGUGAAAUUUGGAUACAAUGUUUACUGAAACAUAUCUUUGAAUAAUACAGUUUCCUAUUUUUUC
Penaeus chinensis is the source of this 3704-nucleotide messenger RNA. Its product is annotated as cation-dependent mannose-6-phosphate receptor-like. Bases 115 to 900 code for a protein of 261 amino acids. Gene Ontology annotation, cellular component: trans-Golgi network. The transcript has 6 exons. The record is from RefSeq and is a predicted model, not a curated record. Lineage: Eukaryota; Metazoa; Arthropoda; Malacostraca; Decapoda; Penaeidae.